CUGAGCUCGGCCCGAUCACUAACAGCUCCAGCGUAGUUUAGUGAGGAAACUAGCAAGUAGCUAGUCUGCUAUUUUGAUAGCAUUACUUUGUCCACCUGGAUAGACCCUGACAUCCCCCGCAUCUGUACUCAAUAAACACCCACUACUGCAGCUAAGACAUACAGUAUGUCAACAUCAACAUCAACAUCAAUGUACCAGGUCGUAGCCGACCUCGACAACUUCCCCUACCCCACCACGAGCAAUGACAACCCUAUCCUCCAAAACUACCACGCCUUCCGGAUCGCCGGCAUCCCCAAAACCCUAGGUUACGUCCCCAACGAGCUAAUAACUACCUUCCCCUGGCCAUCAGACACCUGGUCCAUCUCCAACAACACAAUCACCCUCCUCACACCUCCCACCGCAACCGCCUCCACCCGCACCGCCAUCCUCCUCCCCACCAUCCAGGCCCUCGUCUCCCACGGUAUCCUCCGCGGCUGGCGCAACGAGACCUUCCCCCUCUACGGCCCAGACGGAACCAUCAUCCUGGAAAUAGAACGCGCCGCGAGCGCCCUCUUCGGUAUAGUAACCUACGGCGUGCAAAUGCUCUGCUAUACCCAACCCCAAGACAGCAACACACCGCUCCUCUGGAUCGCCAAACGCUCCUCUCUUAAACAGACCUACCCGGGUAUGUUGGACACCACUGCCGCCGGAGGACUGAGUACGGGGCUGCCUCCGCGGGAGGCCAUCAUGCGGGAGGCGACCGAGGAGGCGGGGAUUCCGGGGGACUUGAUGCGGGGGGAGAUGAGGUUUGUGGAUCGGAUUUCGUAUUUUCAUGUUAACAUGGAGGGGGGCAUGGAGCUGUUGCAGCCUGAGGUGGAGUACUUGUAUGAGUUGCGGUUGGAAGGCGGAGUGGUUCCGAGGCCGAGUGAUAGCGAGGUGGAGGAUUUUAGGCUUUGGGGAGUGCAGGAGGUAAAGGAGGCGCUGGGGGAGGGGAGAUUUAAGCCGAAUAGUGCGGUCGUGGUGGUGGAUUUCUUGUUGAGAAGGGGGUUGUUGGAUGGUGAAGAUGGGGAGAGAAUUCGGGAGAGGUUGCAUAGGGACUUGCCUUUGCCGGUGGUGGAUCACGAGGGGGGAAGAGUAUAGUAAGUAUUAUUGUAUAUCUGAAUCCAUUAGACCCGAAAUCUAUGUAUAUAUUGUAGUUCCCAGCCAUCUAUCUACUCUAUAAUGCACCGUAUAAACCCGAAAAACCAAACCAAAUUUUGAACAUACAUGACCAUCAGACAAUUAAGUAACGUGCUCCUUCUCUUCCUCCUUGGGUAUCCUCACCGACGUCACCGUAACCAGCGCCGCCAGCAACUGAC
Messenger RNA from Aspergillus welwitschiae, 1337 nucleotides. Its product is annotated as thiamine pyrophosphokinase-related protein. Lineage: Eukaryota; Fungi; Ascomycota; Eurotiomycetes; Eurotiales; Aspergillaceae. The transcript is spliced from 2 exons. The record is from RefSeq and is a predicted model, not a curated record. Gene Ontology annotation, molecular function: 8-oxo-dGDP phosphatase activity. Bases 166 to 1119 code for a protein of 317 amino acids.